Molecule: messenger RNA, 2216 nt
Organism: Sciurus carolinensis (gray squirrel)
Lineage: Eukaryota; Metazoa; Chordata; Mammalia; Rodentia; Sciuridae
Product: bactericidal permeability-increasing protein-like
Exons: 16
Coding region: 132-1619 (495 amino acids)
Biological process (GO): negative regulation of tumor necrosis factor production; negative regulation of macrophage activation; negative regulation of interleukin-8 production
Molecular function (GO): lipopolysaccharide binding
Source: RefSeq, a predicted model, not a curated record
CAAGCAUCAAAGGAUCUGUUUUCUUCAAAGUUUUACUCUGAAAAAUACCCAAGAAAUUCCGGCUCCUUUGUAGGUCUCUGGUCCUCCUCCAAGGCCUUGACGUUUCGCCAGCCCUGGCGGACAAAGGAGGAAUGGCCAGGGGCCCUGACCGUAUGCCACAAUGGGCACCCCUGAUAGUGCUGGCCACCAUGGGCACAGCUGUGACAGCGGCCACCAACCCUGGCUUCCUGACCAGGAUCUCCCAGAAGGGCCUGGACUACGCCUGCCAGAAGGGAGUAGCCAUGCUACAGAAGGAGCUGGAGAAGAUCAACAUCCCUGACUUCUCUGGAAGCUUUAAGGUCCAGCACCUUGGGAAAGGGUAUUAUAGCUUCUACAGCAUGACCAUCCUCGGAUUCCAGCUGCCCAGUCCCCAGAUAAAACUGGAGCCCCAGGUGGGCCUCAGACUCUCCAUCAGCAAAGCCAAUGUCAAGAUCAGUGGGAAAUGGAAAGCAAAAAAGAAUUUCCUCAUAGCCGGCGGCAGGUUUGACCUGAGCAUACAAGGCACCUCCAUUUUGGCUUUUCUGAAGCUGGGCAGCGACCCCACCUCAGGCCACAUCACGGUCACCUGCUCCAGCUGCAGCAACGACAUCAGCGACGUCCACCUGCACAUCUCGGGCAGCAGACUGGGGUGGCUGAUCCAACUCUUCCACAAGAAAAUCGAGUUGUCUCUUCGAAACACCUUGAACAGCAAGAUCUGCAAGGUUGUGACCAACUCUGUGUCCACCAAGCUGCAACCUUAUGUCCAGAAUUUUCCAGUGACAACCCAAAUAGAUGCUGUGGCUGGGAUCGACUAUCGUCUGGUGGCGCCUCCGAUAACCACAGCUGAGAACCUGGACGGGCAGCUGAAGGGAGAGUUUUUCAGUCCGGCACACCGCAGCCCACCUCCCUUUGCCCCGCCAGCGAUGGCAUUUCCCCCGGACCACGACCGCAUGAUAUACCUGGGCAUCUCUGACUACUUCUUCAACACCGCUGGGCUUGUGUACCAGGAGGCUGGAGCCCUGAAACUCACCCUCCAGAACCACAUGAUGCCCAACGGAUCCAAAUUCCAACUGACAACCAAGUCCCUUGGAAACUUCCUUCCUCAGGUGGCCACGAUGUUCCCCAACAUGAAGGUGCAGCUCCAAGUCUCCGUCUCCUCCCCGCCACACCUGACCACGCAGCCCACCGGCCUUGCCCUCACCCCGCAGCUGGAGGUCCAGGCCUUUGCGAUCCUCCCCAACUCCUCCCGGGCCCCCCUCUUCCUGCUCAGUAUGACGGCGGAUGCUGUCGUGGAGGUCGGCGCCAAGUCCAACAGGCUCGUUGGCGAGCUGCAGGUGGACCGGCUGAUCCUGGAACUGAAGCACUCAGACGUUGGCCCCUUCCCGGUGGAGUUGCUGCAGGCUGUCAUGGACUACAUUGUGCCGACCGUGCUGCUGCCCAAGGUCAAUGAGAAGCUGCAGAGAGCCUUCCCUCUGCCCAUGCCCGCCCGGGUCCGGCUCCACAACCUGCUGCUUCAGUCCCACCAGGCCCCUUCAGCCCAGCACAUCCCAAUGAAGCCGUUAUCUCCACAACAAAGUCAUCACCCAGGGUCACGAUCCUGACAACUUGUGGCCCUCCGGAAGCCCCCAUCUCCCCGCCUCCUCACUCUCCCUAACCCCCUUGUCCAGUCAGUCAACCCCCAAUAUUUUAGAGCAAGGAGCUGAUGGGCUUUUAGAGACAGGAAAAAUAAUGGAGAGAGCGGAGGAGGAGGAGGCAGCCGCCACAUUGCCCACGUUUUACCAAGUUCAUCAUUAAAAAAAAAAAAGAGACCCCUUGGCGCAAUUUAAUUUCUUCACUUCUGAAAGUUCUGAGUGAAGGGCACAAAGGAGCAGAGAGAAGUGGUUUUGCAGCCUUGAUUGGAACAGGGACUCCCUGGAGCCGCCACGAGGCAGGGAUGACAAAUGAAGGCUCCCAGACAGCCCAGGGGUCUCUGCCAGAGAAGGAGACAGCUGCCAGGGAGGCAGCGGCGGAUCCCGGGGUUGGCAGCUGCUGACGUGUGGACCCCAGUGCAGACCCCGGCGCCCCUGCUGGCUCCCGCAUUCUGACAGCAGACAGGCCCCACUUGGCUCUCUCCCGCCCAACAGACAGGCUCCCAAAGUCUCCCUCUUAAAAACCCAGUCGCCCCCAAACUCACCCAGGUGCUGACGACACUCCAUCUC